Suhomyces tanzawaensis NRRL Y-17324 is the source of this 4098-nucleotide messenger RNA. Its product is annotated as translation initiation factor 3 subunit. Bases 95 to 4012 code for a protein of 1305 amino acids. Gene Ontology annotation, biological process: intracellular distribution of mitochondria. Gene Ontology annotation, cellular component: cytoplasm. The record is from RefSeq and is a predicted model, not a curated record. The transcript has a single exon. Gene Ontology annotation, molecular function: mRNA binding; protein binding. Lineage: Eukaryota; Fungi; Ascomycota; Pichiomycetes; Serinales; Debaryomycetaceae.
ACGUCGUUCGCCAACUGCGAUCAAUUCGUUCUCACUACCUCGCUCGAGGCCAAAAAUGAAAAAUUGUUGAAAAAUUUACUACACGAACAAGCAAAUGUCGGCACCAGAAACAAACGAUGCCGUCCAGGCUGAAAGUAGGGAAAUUACCUUGAAAAUCCAGCUUCCAAAAUGCUUAUCCGAGUCACAGGAAGUCUUGGAGGUUCCUUCUACUACUAGUGAAACUUUGGCCGAUCUUAAACAGGUGUUACUUCUCUUACCUGCUACCAAGAACUUGACCAACUACAGUGUGCUGUUACGUGGUGUCAAUAUCACCGAGCAGUUUGAUGAAAUCUCUCCAUACUCGGAGAUUCUCGAAACCUUGGGCUUGGAGGGUGAAGUGACGGAAUUACACUUGGUUAUCAAAGAAGUAGCCUACAACUUGGCUGGUGUUUUUGAACAAAUUACUAGAUUCAGAGAAGUGAUUGGUUUGCACUACAUUGACAAAAUCUCCCAAGAUUUUGGUGUUUCCAGUGGUGUCACCAAGUUCAAUGAUCUCGGCUUGACCGAUUUGAAGGUCCCAGAACCAAAAGAAGAACAGGAACCAAAAGAAGAAGAAGAACAGAAGGAAAACAGUGCCGAAUCUGAAGAAAAGGCGGAAGAAUCCAAAAUCUCCGAGGAGGACUUGCAAAAAAUCGUUGAAACCACCAAGACUAUUACUGAACAUGAUUCCUCCAUUUCCAAAUUUGCUGAGUUCAACAGCUUGCGUGACCAAUUAAAGAUUCCUGUUAAGUCUUUGACUGUUUCCCAAUGGUCUCCAGUCCCAGCAUUCCGUAAGACCAAGGGUGACUUAUUGUACUUGACAUUGCAAACCUUAGAAAGUGAGACCUUCAACAUCACUUGUUCGUACUCGGGAUUUUUUGUCAACCAAUCCUCUACCGCAAACUUUAAUGCUGACAUGAAGGUGAAUGAAAAGGGUAAGUUCUCCAAGAGCUAUUUGUUAUACAACUUGGUAGACUCUUUAUCUCCAUCGUUUUCUAAAACUAUCAAGGAAAAUGAAAUUACAUUGUCAACUUCAACUGAGCACCCUGAGACUUACUUGUUGCCAAACAAUUCAUUCUUAGCAUCCCCAUGGUUGGUAAAUGCUGACAAGGUUAAGAUCCACCCAGACUUAUCCAGAUUCCAAUUGCCUGUUUUAAACAACGGUGUCGAUGGCUCAGAAAUCAUAAAGGAAUGGAAUGAAGAUAUUCAAGCUAUCAGGGAAUUGCCAAACUCCAAUAUCCAAGAACGUAUCCUCAAGGAGAAGUUGAUCCACAAGACUUUAGCUGAUUUCACCAAGUUUGCCAGCGAAACCGCAAUCAACAUUAUUAAGGGUAACUUAACCCCAAUGAACCCAAAUGAAGAGCCAGAUAAGCAAAUUUACUUGAAGAAUGGUAUUUUCUACACCUCUGGUGCCACUACUGUUGACUUGUUUGACACAACCGGCGGUGCUGAGGCUUCUAGAUAUGCUUCAAGUAAGGAUUUGGCUUCCAUUAAGGUGUUGAACAGAGUUGAUGCCAGCGGUAUCUACAGCUUGGUUACCUGUAUCGUUGAUUUCAUGGGUAAGAGAGUUGUUUGUCAAGCUCCUGUACCAGGUAUUUUCAACCAAACUUCUGAAACUGAAGUUGAUGAAAAGGUUGUCUAUGGUUUAUCCAGUGACAACUCCUCCAUCUUGAGGGAUGAAUCAUUCACUGAGCCUUUGAAGCAAGUUGCCGAGACUUUCCAUUUGAAGCCCCACACCGUCGAAUUGAGCGAGGAGAUCAAAUCCGACGGAGAGCUCGUUGUUUCCAAGGAUACUAAGGGUGUUAGAGGUUCUGAUGGUCGUAAAUACAUUAUGGAUUUAUACAGAACCAGUCCUCGUGAUAUUGAAUUUAUUGAAGCACACUACGAUAGUGCUAAGGUAGACUCGUACCCACAUGGUGAGGCUCUUAUCAGACACGAAGCCGUCGCCGAAUACUGGAAGAGGGAAAUUUCUACCUACAUUAAGGAAGAGAAUGCCAAGCUUGAAAAGGAGGGUAAGUCUGAUGAAGAAAAGGCCCAGAUUGUUUUGCCAACCGACAAGGCUGUUUUCAACCCAGAUGCCUUCUCAGGUAUCAACGAGAAGAAGGAAGAUCAAGAUGAAGUUAGAGUUUUGUCGAAGUUUAUCAAGGACACUUUAAUCGAAGAAUUCUUGACUGAGUUCCCUUCGCAGGUGGCUCCUUUCGACGGAAAGCACUUGAGUGAAUCGUUACACAAGCAAGGUAUCAACUUGAGAUACUUGGGUUACCUUGCUGAACAAGCCUUGAUCAAGAGGGACCAAGUGGUGAAGGAAGAAGAAAAGACUAUCCAGCAAAACAUCGAGCUUGCUGAACAAAGACAGAAGGAAGCCGAUGAAGCAGCAAAGGUGGAGCAAGAGUCUAAGGACAAGGAAGAAUCUAAGGACGAUUCUAAUGAAGAAUCUAAGGACGAAUCCAAGGAAUCUUCUACAGAACCUGAACAAACUAAGGGAACCUUCCAACCAAUCAUUGCCAACUACACCACCCUUCACAGACUUGCUACUCAAGAAAUGAUUGCUAGAGCCGUCAAGCACUUGUUGCGUCAACUUUCCGUAGGUGUCCCCGAAUUCUUGUUCCCUUCCUUUGUUGCUCAUUUCCAUAACUGUUUGUUAGGAAGCAACAUCACCACCACUCCAGAAGUUGUCAUUGACGAAACUGUCAAGAGCUUCAUUGAUGAGAAUGCUUUGGAGUGGGUCAAGCUUACAAGCGAGGGUGUCUUUUUCUUGAUUGAGAAGGAAGUUUACUCAAGAUUCAGAUACACUUUACCAAAGGAAUGGAACCAGAAAUUGAUCCACCCUGUCCAGUUGAUGAGAGAAAUUGCCAUCAAGUUUGGUAUCCAAUGGAAAUCUCAAGAUUAUGUUUUCACUAAGGAAGAAUUCGAUCAAGUGAAGGACUCAUUGGCAGUUGAAACACAAGUCAUUGAGACCGCCAAGUCUAAGAAGAACAAGAAGAAAUCUGCAAGUGCCUCUGUCGCUACCACAAAGGUCACUCCUCGUUCUUCUACUUUCGUUGCUGAUGACAUUGUUAACUUCCUCCCUCUUGUCAAGGACUCCGGUUACAAGUCUUCUCUUAUUGACGAGAUCUUCCAGAGUGCCAGAGCUCACAUCUAUCAAGGAGACAAGGAAACCGGAGCUUCUUUGCUCAAUGAAUUGAUCAACAUCCAAGAACAAUUAUACGGUAUUGUCCAUCCAGAAACUGCUAAGUUGUUCUCAAUGAUCUCUCAAGUGUAUGCUGAUAUCGGUUUAGAGUACCAGGCCGCAGUUUUGGCUCGUAAGGCAAUUAUAUUGGCCGAAAGAACUACUGGGUUUGACUCUUAUGAUACCAUCUCUGCUUACAUGAACUCAGGAUUUUACGAGUCAUCGAACUUGGAACUCGUCAACUCUUUGAAGUUGUACAAGCAAGCUAUCAACGUUUGGUCAACUGUUUAUGGAAGAGACCAUCCUACUUUGGUUACUACAUUGACCAACUUAGCCGAGAGCUUGACUAGAGUCAAGUUAUACCCAUCUGCUGCUAAGUUGUUCGAGGAGGCCUUAGGCUUGUCUAUCAAGACCAACGGUCCCGUGUCUCAAUUGACUGGUAGUAUCUACUACAGUUUGGCAUUGUUGUUGUUGAAUUCUGGUAAGUUUAAGGAAUCCUUGAAUUUCUUCUCAAUUGCUCAAGACAUCUUUACCAAGGUUCUUGGACCAGACGACUUCUUAUCCAGACAAUCUUCUAAGUAUUCCGGAAGCAUCGCCAAGUAUCUUGAAUUCCUUGAAGCUCAAGAAAAGCAAAAGAAGCAACUUGCAAAGCAAGCUAAGAAGGCUCCAGUCCAAGCUCCAAAAGCCCCAGAAUCAAAGAAGAAGACGAAGAAUGGAAAGAAGUCUGCUAUUCCAGACCCAGAGAUCGCUUCUAAAUCUGUUGAGGAUAUUUUGAAAUUUAUUGAGGGAGACCAACCAAAGAAGGCCAAGAAGUCUAAGAAGUGAUGUAUAUAUUUACUUUUAUCUUGUAUAUACAAAUGAGCUAGUCAAGCUAGCGAAUGUCAUAAGAAAGUAAACAGCAGCACACAUGU